AUGUCGCAACCCAACAAGAACGAGCGCAAGCGUCUGCUGCGCUUGAGCUGCCCCUUGGUGGCAGCCAAGCGCGCCGCCUACGAGACGAAGGCGAGCCUCGAGGAGGAGGCUCCUGACGCAGCUCCUGACGCUGAGGCGACGAAGAACGCCACGGAGCGCCAGGUUGGUCUGCUCGAGGAAAUCAAGACUUGGACGAAGCUCGGGGAGCCCAAGGCGAAGGCGGUGGUCGCGUGGUCGCUCGACGCUUCGGAGUCCGUUGGGGCUCUCGUGGACGCGACCCGGGACAAGAAGCACAACGCGGACGUGCAGAAAGCUUUGGACAAGUACUUGGAGACGCAGCGCACGGCGAAGCAUCUCGCCAUUGUGACAUUCAAGUACGCGUUGCAGCAGCAGUGGGUCUGGACCGAGGACGGCGUGUCUGAGUGGCAGACUCCCCGGUGGGUGUACGUCUUGCUCGGUGUCCGCGCGCCGUAG
This is a messenger RNA of Prorocentrum cordatum, 474 nucleotides long. The record is from the annotation of a GenBank genome assembly. Lineage: Eukaryota; Dinophyceae; Prorocentrales; Prorocentraceae.